AUGAACCCUCUUCAGAAGAACAAGAUCGACGUCUCAUCCCUCUCUCCGGAGGAACAACGCCUCUUCCGCCUCUACGGCAAACUCCCCUCCCGCUCAGAUCACUUCGCCAAGCACUUGAAGGAACGCAAGUACUUCGAUUCGGGCGACUAUGCCAUGUCCAAAGCUGGCAAGGGCGACAGCGUCGAUACGGGCGCCGUUGGCAGCCAGCACCCCGUCCCAGAGAACAUUCCCCAUCUUUCGAGCCCUGUGAACAACUCCUCGUCUUCGCUCAACGGCGCUAAGCACCACCCCAGCGUCCCCAGCGGAGCCCAAGCCGGCAGCCCUGUCAAGGAGUCUAGCUUUCUGAACCGGGAGACCAGCGCUGAGGAGGUCGAGAAUAAGGACAAGGAAAACAGCUUGCCAGUUGAUGGCGCCGCUAAGACUGAGAGCAUUCCCAUCCGGAGAUGA
Molecule: messenger RNA, 447 nt
Organism: Colletotrichum truncatum
Lineage: Eukaryota; Fungi; Ascomycota; Sordariomycetes; Glomerellales; Glomerellaceae
Product: camp-regulated phosphoprotein family protein
Cellular component (GO): cytoplasm
Molecular function (GO): protein phosphatase inhibitor activity
Source: RefSeq, a predicted model, not a curated record